AUGUCUGCUCCCUCGACUGGCUGCCACCGGAAGGCUGCCUCUCAAGAGCCUAGCUGUGACCAGAUCGAGUCCGCAUCAAGCCCAAAGAUCCUCACCGAAGCCGAUUGCUAUUCAGAACUUGGGUUUUCAUUCCCAAACAUCAAAAAAUGGACUAUAAUCCUCGUCAUAUUCCUCGUUCAGACAUCCAUGAACUUCAAUACCAGCCUAUAUUCCAACGCCAUAUCAGGCAUCUCCGAAGAAUUCAACGUAAGCAAGCAGGCAGCUCGCUGCGGUGCAAUGAUCUUCCUCAUCUUAUACGCAUUUGGCUGUGAGCUCUGGGCGCCUUGGAGUGAAGAAAUGGGCCGAAAGCCUAUCCUACAACUGAGCCUAUUCCUGGUAAACAUAUGGCAAAUCCCAGUUGGCAUCGCCCCCAAUUUUGCCACCAUCAUGGUUGGUCGAGCGCUUGGUGGCAUCUGUACAGCCGGCGGCUCUGUCACCCUGGGCAUGAUAGCAGAUCUAUGGGAGCCAGAUGACCAGCAGUACGCAGUGGCAUGCGUGGUGUUUUCGUCUGUUGGUGGAUCAGUCCUUGGCCCGGUGGUCGGGGGUUUCGUGGAAGCAUACCUCCCAUGGCGAUGGAAUAUCUGGAUUCAGCUUAUCUUCGGUGGCUUCGUCCAGCUGGCGCAUUUGGUACUCGUUCCGGAAACAAGAACAUCAGUCAUGAUUGACAGGAUCGCUAAGCAGCGACGGGAAAGGGGAGAGAAUGUGUACGGACCGACGGAAUUGAUCCCUCUCAAGGACCGCUUUUCAGGGAAGGAAAUUGUCGGGACCUGGCUUCGACCAUUCCACAUGCUCCUCACUGAGCCUAUCGUGCUGUGUCUCUCCCUACUUAGUGGCUUUACUGAUGCUCUGAUCUUCAUAUUCAUCCAAUCCUUCGGUCUCGUGUACGCACAAUGGAAUUUCAGCACUGUCGCCGUCGGUCUCUCCUUUCUUCCAAUCAUGAUAGGCUACGUUAUCACCUGGAUCAUGGUCAUCCCAGUUAUCAAACGCAACAUUCACGAACGUCGCAGCAAGCCCAACGACGAGAGAGCCCAAUACGAAUCUCGACUCUGGUGGCUCCUUUACACUGCGCCGUGUCUUCCCAUCGGACUUAUUGGCUUCGCAUGGACGAGUCUCCCGCAGACUCAUUGGGUUGGCAGCAUGUUCUUCUCAGCCUUGGUUGGUAUCGCCAACUUUAGCAUCUUUAUGGCCACGAUCGAUUAUAUGAUCUGUGCUUAUGGGCCGUACUCUGCGUCUGCCACCGGAGGUAAUGGGUGGGCCAGGGACUUUCUGGCCGGUGUGUUGACUGUCCCUGCGACACCUUUCUAUGAGAAUAUUGGUGGGAAGUAUCAUUUGGAAUAUGCGUCCACGAUUCUAUUCUGCAUAUCCAUGAUCCUUGUGGCAACGGUAUAUGUUGUAUACUUCUAUGGACCAACCCUUCGCAAACGGUCCCCGUUCGCCCAGAAGUUGCUGCAUGAGAGGGCAGACAUACACGCGUCGAUGGAGCACAACAAGUAG
This is a messenger RNA of Aspergillus welwitschiae, 1533 nucleotides long. Its product is annotated as MFS general substrate transporter. The transcript has 3 exons. Gene Ontology annotation, molecular function: transmembrane transporter activity. The record is from RefSeq and is a predicted model, not a curated record. NCBI's taxonomy places the organism in Eukaryota, Fungi, Ascomycota, Eurotiomycetes, Eurotiales, Aspergillaceae. Gene Ontology annotation, biological process: transmembrane transport. Bases 1 to 1533 code for a protein of 510 amino acids.